CGCCAAUGGAGGUGUAGCGCCCUCUGUCUGCAGAGGAACGGUGGGUUUUCUGGACGUUUUGUGUCGAAAUAAAAUCCCAGAUGAAGAUUCCCAAAAGGCGGAAAAGGAGCGGACGGUGCGCCAGAUAAAUGGCUCUUUUAAGUUGGGAGCAGCUCGAGUUCUGUCAGGCUGGCAGAUGCAGUGUUUAGUCCCGAGUCUGCAGGACAACGCCAACAUGAACGGGACUUCGGAGCAGGCCGACAUCCUGCCGCCAAACUGCAUGGUCAAAGACCGCUGGAAGGUGCUAAAGAAAAUUGGUGGUGGUGGGUUUGGGGAGAUAUACGAGGCCUUGGACCUACUGACACGGGAGAAUGUGGCGCUGAAGGUGGAGUCUGCCCAGCAGCCCAAACAGGUGCUGAAAAUGGAGGUGGCCGUGUUGAAGAAGCUGCAGGGUAAAAAUCAUGUCUGUAAGUUUAUUGGCUGUGGAAGAAACGACAAAUUCAACUACGUGGUGAUGCAGCUGCAGGGUCGAAACCUAGCCGACCUGCGAAGGAGUCAGCCUCGAGGAACCUUCACCAUGAGCACCACGCUGAGGUUGGGGAAGCAGAUCCUGGAGUCCAUCGAGGCCAUUCACUCAGUCGGCUUUCUGCACCGUGACAUCAAACCGUCCAAUUUUGCCAUGGGUCGACUUCCCUCCACCUACAGGAAGUGCUACAUGUUGGACUUUGGUCUUGCACGGCAGUACACCAACACAACUGGAGAGGUUCGACCGCCCCGGACGGUGGCAGGUUUCAGAGGAACGGUCCGCUACGCUUCAGUCAACGCCCACAAAAAUAAGGAAAUGGGUCGUCAUGACGACCUGUGGUCACUUUUUUAUAUGCUUGUGGAGUUUGCCGUAGGACAGCUGCCGUGGAGAAAAAUUAAGGACAAGGAACAAGUUGGUCAGAUUAAGGAGCGUUACGACCAUCGAAUGCUGCUAAAACACAUGCCUUCAGAGUUUAAUGUGUUCUUGGACCAUGUUCUGGCCCUGGACUAUUACACUAAACCAGACUACCAGCUGUUGAUGUCAGUGUUCGAAAACAGCAUGAAGGAGCGAAUCAUCACUGAGAACGAGCCCUUUGACUGGGAGAAAGGAGGCGGUGAUGUCACCUUGUCCACCAGCACCUCCACCCAACCACAGCACAACACCCGACCCACUGCUGCCAUGGUGGGGGCUAUUGUCACACCUGUUCCAGGAGAUCAUCAGCGGGAGAACACUGACGAUGUUCUACAGGACGAACAUCUCAGUGAUCAGGAGAACGCACCUCCAGCCCCUCCAACUCGAACCCCUGGGGACGUGGGUGUACAGCACGCAGUGGAGUCGGGCGAGGCCUGGGAGGACACAGACUUCAACCGCAACAGACUCAGAAUCAGCCUGAACAAGGGGGCUCAGGAAGAGGAGACAGGACGGGCGACGUGUCCAGUGUCACCAGUUAGAGGUGGAGCUCCGGAGUCACCAACGGCUCAAGGUCGGUCCUUACGGUACCGUCGGGUCAACAGCCCUGAAUCUGACCGCCUGUCUGCUGCUGAAGGCCGUGUUGAUGCUUACGGACAGAGGUCUAGGAUGGACAUGCUUGGAUCACCAUCUCGUCACGUUUACUCCUCCCAGCCAGCUCAGAUGUUGUCCAUCGACCCUGCAUGUAGGGGUGACCGUCAGGUCAGCGGUCGUCAGGAGGUCUCUGUGGCGUCUGUGGACCAGGAAGCCCACAGCAACGCCUUCAUUCGCUCGGUUCCGUUGGCUGAAGAAGAGGACUUUGACAGCAAAGAGUGGGUGAUCAUCGACAAAGAGACUGAGUUACGAGACUUUCAGCCAACCACGUCAGGGACAACUGACGAGGAACCAGAGGAGCUCCGACCCAUCGAGGAGCAGGAGGAGAGAAGAAGGCUACGGGUGGGAGCAGGGGGCGAGUUGGUGGUUCGUCCAAAAACGCACGCUCGGGAAAGCAGUAGAGGGAUGAUAACGCUAGCAGAGGAGGAGGCAUCGAGAAGGAGCGGCGGAAGCCCUGCCCAGUCGCCUUGUCAUUCUCUGCCGUCAGGACGUCCACGCCGGAGAGAGUCGGAGCCGAUUGGACCUCAGAGACCGGAGUUAUCACCUGAGGACCGUAGCGCUCCAUCUCCAGCCUCUCCAGACUACAGAACAAAGGGCCAGAGUGACGAAAAGGAGCUUUUCCACAUCCUGCCUCAACUCCAGGCCAAGAGAGCGGACUUCCUCACCGUCAUGUUGACCGGCCCUUUGCCUCAGCGCAGGAGUCUGGCCACGCCUGAUGAGGAAAUCCCUGAGCCUCCAGGCCCAAAGGAUGAUGAUGUCACUAAGAGUGAGUCCAACAGUGACGGCAGUCAGAAAAGCACCGAGCGCAGCCAGGAAGCGGCUCCCUCCACGCUCAUGGCAGAAGACCAGAGGGCGCCACGGGAGCACCCCUCUGCAGCUGAUGCAGACCCGGACAUGGAGGAUGCUUCAAAAACUCUUGUCCUUUUCUCCCCCGGGGACACUCGUAAGUCUCCCUCUGGUGGUGAGCACGGACUGGAGGGUGAGUUGGCCACACCCACUGCCCUGUCCUACCGUACUGACCGUCUCCUGGUUGGAGAGUUAGUCCAACCUGAACCGUCUGAGACUGGCCGCUUGUCUCCAGCACUCAGGUCAGACCUGAGGCCGUCUACGCCAGUUGCUCCUGCAUCACCGCCCUUCACCAAGGUUGAGCGCACUUUCAUCCACAUUGCUGAGACAUCACAUCUCAAUGUCAUGUCUUCUAAUGGCCACUCUGCCAAGGACAGUGACCGGGAUGUCUUAGGCAUCGUGAAAGAUUUACCAGUGGAGGACAACACCUCUGAGCCUGAGGGAACUCCUGUGAAGGAGGACCUUCCAGAGGUACCAGACCAAACUCCUUCAGUUGACAAACAGUUGAAAACUGAAAGUGGUCUGUCAACUGUAUUGCCCGAGUCGUUGGACCCGGUCUUGAAGGCAAUGUCUCCAGUUCAUGAAAAUAAAGAUCUCAUACAGGAACGUAGGGACGACGGUGCCAAACCUCUGACCCCUGUUAGAGAACGGCCGACUGUGACAAAGGCCAGAAUUAGAAGCCGUAUCCCAGUUCUUAUUUCUGAAGAGGAAUCGGGUUCUGAACAGUCUGCGUCCCUCUCAGCUCGGACUCGUCUUCACCAGCGAGCCAAGCAACUGGACUUGACCCGUCUUCUGGUGCAGAAGCAACAGGGUCUUUGGAUAAGAAGGAGAAUGCUGUCAGGAACCUCAUCGUCAUUGUCUUCUGGGGACGAUGAACGUCCUAGAGUUUCAGAAACACUUUCCACCACCGGCUCAGAGGAGGACACACACACCUCCGAUGAGUCAAAGAGAAGUGUCCGUUACAGGACAGCUGAAGGACAGGGUUCCAAGGAAAGUCGAAGUAGGAUUCCCAGGCCUGUCGCCCCCGUGAAUAGGUCUUUAGGAGGUCUCGCUGCUCUUUCUCCGUCUCCUCUCUCUCUACCAGACUCCAGCAGUACCAAAGGAGCACCACCAUACGCCAACGGGAAUCAGAAAAUUGGACUCAGCACUUUCAGUACCCAGUGUAAAUCAAAACCUCCGUUACCCCGCUCCUCCUCAUCUUGUCCCCGCCCUUCUGCCUCCUGUCCCCGUCCCUCUGCUGCUCCUGCCACAUCUGGCAGCCCUCGAAUGCCCCUGCGAGCCCUGUUUGGUACCCGGCGCAGCCUUAGCUCUGCCCACUGCAGGACUGAUAGCCCUUCCCCACAGAGAGCCGGUCCAUCCAGGCAGCCCCUCUCAGUUCGAGCCCCUACUGUCCCCAUGCUACCGCCCAGGACUACAACAACAAUGCGGCGCAGUGCUUCGCAGGACCCCGCUGCACAGUCCUCCUCUGGUACCGCAUCAGGGAAGAGCCGGCCAAAAGCAGCUGGGCCGACCAGGGGUAAGGCAAAUGCCAGGGAGAAGUCGGUGACCGCUAGAUAAUACAAAGAAACUCCUGACUGAGACGUGUUUGUUUGUGCAUAAUCAGCCAUUAAACAAGCCACGGCUCAAGGGUUCACACUUGGUUCCAUAUCAGACUGUGCUGUUCUAGUGGCCUCCUUUUAAUCAGUAAACAUCCAAGAACCUCUUAAUUUUCCCCGGGACAGCAGACUCAUUUGUCUUCAUGGUCUUCCAGUAUUCUUGACUGACUCCAGCAGGAGCACGGGUGCCACGGUGCUAUGGAUACAUCUGCUCCACCCAGGACUAUCCCUGAUGUAACUGAUCCCAGCAGGUGAGAAUAGUGGCCUCCCAUCAAGUCCACUUUCACUGACUAUAAUGUUCCGCAGUACCAUCAACAAGGCUGUCCAAGGCUUUACUGAUCCUCAGCUGACAGUACCCUGCUUGGUUCCAAUUGCAUGGUAAGGCAUAUAGCAAAUGGAGGAAAUCUGAAGAGGGAAAGCUGUGUUUACCUUAAAAUAUUGUUCUGCCCUUCAUAUUGGCCAAAAAAUUGUAAUUGAACUGUCUUGAAUACCCAAACUAUCUAUAUUAUUAUAUUACGAAAUCCCUUACAAUACUCUACUGUGGAAAAAGAGAAGAGUGUAAAGUGAAGACAAAACAAUUAGCUUGGCUGCUAGCGCCUUCUUAUGGUGUAACGCUGGGCAUGUUUUAUUCCGCCUAUUUUCUCUGUGUCUUUAUUUUAUCUAUACGCCCUAAAUUGUACAGUAUAUUAUAGAAUUGUUUGCCAUGAAGACAUCUUUAUUUUUAUCUUGCGAAGCAGAGUGUACAUUUUAAGCCUUUCAACAUUACAUUCUAAUGUGUUGGCGCUGUCAUUUUUUUUAACGCAUGAGAAAAACAGGGUCUACCGUGUGAGGGCCACAUUAUACCCGCUUGAAUUCUGCUGACGCUGCAAAGGUCUGCUCGUUAUCAGAGCCCUUGUUGUGUUUGUGAAGGGGUUGGUGGGCACUGAACUGUGAAGUAAAGUUUCAAUCACG
Messenger RNA from Cynoglossus semilaevis (tongue sole), 4959 nucleotides. It is a transcript of the gene ttbk1a, whose product is annotated as tau tubulin kinase 1a. The coding region runs from base 176 to 3970 and encodes 1264 amino acids. Gene Ontology annotation, biological process: protein phosphorylation. Lineage: Eukaryota; Metazoa; Chordata; Actinopteri; Pleuronectiformes; Cynoglossidae. The record is from RefSeq and is a predicted model, not a curated record. Gene Ontology annotation, molecular function: ATP binding; protein kinase activity. The transcript has 16 exons.